GUUAGGAGGUGCAGUAGUAAAAAUCCGGUGGUUGCAGACACUCCUUAUAUUGAAGGGCUAAGCCCAGUUAAAAACUAAACCUGGGAGGCCCGUAACUGCAGUUUGGGAUCGUGCGUGGAUCUGGAAAAGCAAGGGAAGCACGACGACGAUGAGAAUCGAGUUGUAGUCAGAUUCAGACCGCAAACAAGCUGAUUCAGUUUCUUCCAUUUCCUCCAUAGCUUUAGAGAGAGAAAGAGAGAAAGAGAGAAAAAUGGUGAGGGAAGUUUCAGAGAGCUGCGUUGAUAGCCUAAUGACGGAGAUGGUUUCCUGCUAUUGCAAUCGAUUCUACGCCAACAAACCUGAACUCGCUGCUCGAAGGAUCGAGGCCAUUGGUUAUCAGGUCGGUCAACAGCUCUCUGAAAGAUAUACGAUGGAGCGGCCUCGAUUUGGUGAUCAUCUUGAGGCAAUUAAGUUCAUCUGUAAGGAUUUUUGGUCUGAGGUAUUUAAGAAGCAGAUAGACAACUUAAAAACAAACCAUAGGGGUACCUUUGUAUUGCAAGAUAAUAAAUUUCCCUGGCUUACACGAAUGUCAGUUGAUCCAUCCGCUGAUAAUGUUAGUUCAGUUGAGGAUUAUUCUGCACCUACAGCUGAAAGCAAGGCAAAUCAGGCGAUGAGUAUGCAUCUGUAUUUCCCAUGCGGGAUCAUUAGAGGAGCUCUUUCUAACUUGGGAAUUCCUUGUGCAGUUUCUGCAGACAUAUCAAGCCUCCCAGCAUGUUCAUUUGUGGUCCGUAUAAAAGCCUGAUAAGUUCAUUUGUUUUACUGACGUGAGGGGAAGAUUAAUAUUGUUCAAUCAUUUGAUGUCCGCGACUGUGCUCUUUUGUCCCAAAUUUGCUGGAGUGGGGAAUGUUUCGUUACAAUAUUUUAACUAUCAAAUACUAUAUUGACUUGGCUGUAUAGAAAGAGCUCAUGAGGAAGUGUUUUCAUGAAUGAAGACUUGGUUCUUUUGAAUGCAGAUUCCAUGGAGAUUACGAUAAUAUGAUGUUCUGUUCACAUACUAUAUGGUGUACGGUAGGAAGACAAUAGGAAAGUCAUUUGUAAUGUUAUCCUUCUUGUAUGCAAUGAAUGCUGCCCUUAUAUUUGAAAUGUUUUUGUUCUGUACUUGAUCACCAAUUUGCUUGACCAGGUUUUCUUUAUUGGCUGAGCUUAAAUUUAUA
This is a messenger RNA of Cicer arietinum (chickpea), 1193 nucleotides long. RefSeq lists its product as uncharacterized. Gene Ontology annotation, biological process: regulation of GTPase activity; endoplasmic reticulum to Golgi vesicle-mediated transport. The record is from RefSeq and is a predicted model, not a curated record. Gene Ontology annotation, cellular component: cis-Golgi network; trans-Golgi network; TRAPP complex. NCBI's taxonomy places the organism in Eukaryota, Viridiplantae, Streptophyta, Magnoliopsida, Fabales, Fabaceae.